Paramecium pentaurelia is the source of this 1174-nucleotide messenger RNA. Lineage: Eukaryota; Ciliophora; Oligohymenophorea; Peniculida; Parameciidae. The record is from the annotation of a GenBank genome assembly.
UAUGAAAUCAGCUUUGUUGGUUGUUGUUUUGAUUGCCUGCAUUUAGGCAACAACAGUAUCUGAAUUGAAAGAAAGACUUUCAGGAUAUGGAGAUCAUCCUUUUGGUUCAUCUAUGAUUAACUUAGUGAGUGUUAAUAUGAAAACAGGAGGAUCAUUGAAUGAAUUAAAAUAGCUCUUAUAAUAAAUAAAGGAUGAAUUGAUUGCCUUAACAUAAUUGUAAGAUUAAGAAAAUGCAACAUUCACAAGAAGAAGUUAAGUUGAUUUGGCAAAACUCUAAGCUACACUUGAAUAAGGUUAAUAAGAUCUUGACAAUUAAAGAUAAGAAUAAUAAAGUUUAAGUAAUGAAUUGAGUACAUUAUAAACAAGAGUAAAAGAAGGUAAUAUUUAUAGAAUAUAAUUGUAUAGAUUAAGCUGCAUUAGAUAGAAAUAGUAGAGGAAGUGGAGAUGCUUAAAGUAGAUUAGAUGCUGAAAAUACAGAUUUUACAGCUAAAUUUUAAGAUUAUAGUGAUGCAAUUCUUGCUUGUAAAGAAGCUUAAAGAUUAUUAUUAAAUUUAAGAGGUGAAGGAGCAUCAUUAAUUCAAUUAACGUAUUAGAUUUAUUUAAAUAUUUAGAUAAGACACAAAGAGUAAUUUGAUUUAAACAAAAGAAAACUUUUAAAAGAUUAAAGAAAUCUUAGAAGCCCAUACUAAGAAAAGUUCUUUAACUUUAUUCUAACCAAUAAUUGAAGGAUUAGCUGAAAUGACAACAAAAGUCAAUCCAGAAACAUUGAAUAAUGUUUUGAGUUUAGUUGCUAGAUUAAUUACUGCAUUAUAAGAAGGUUAAGAUUAAUUAGAAUCAAAUCACAAAACUUAAGUUGAGAAUUUAACAAGAUUAGGUGAUGAUUUGAGAAAUGAAAAAUAAACCUUAUAAGUUUCAUUGGCAACUGCUAAUAAUAGACUUAAAGAAAUCUAAUCAAGAUUAAAUGAAUUAGAUGGAUUAAUAAACAUAUCUAAUGCUAUUGUUGAAGUCACUUAAUUAAAUAUUUAAGAUGCCACUAGAAUCAAUGAAUUAGAAGAUUAAGAAUACAGUAAUUAAAAAGUUAGUAGGUAAUCAAUAUCAUUUAAUUUAGAUAAACUGAAAUAGAUAUCGUUGAUAGAUUAAUUGAAUACAUCAAUCAAAAGUUGUCAGAAUGAAA